This is a messenger RNA of Polypterus senegalus (gray bichir), 4318 nucleotides long. Its product is annotated as mucin-5AC-like. Bases 86 to 3820 code for a protein of 1244 amino acids. Lineage: Eukaryota; Metazoa; Chordata; Cladistia; Polypteriformes; Polypteridae. The record is from RefSeq and is a predicted model, not a curated record. The transcript has a single exon.
AAACAAUGACCAAACAGGUGAUGUAAAGCUCUGUUAUGACUAUGAAGUCAGAUUCUUGUGCUGCGAAGGCUGUGAAAAGGAAACAAUGUCCACCACCCUUUCAGCUACCACCAAGUCAACACCAUCAACCCAAACAAGUGCAAUUGUGCCCACAGAAGCAGUUACUAAAACAAUUCAGCCAUCGCCUCCGCCUACCAAGGAAUUUACCACUACAGUCAAGCCUCCUGUCCCUUCAUCAACAAAGCAGUUUCCUGGUACAACACAACCAACUCUCACUUCAUCAACCACUGAGUCUCCAGUGCCAACAGAGCCACCUGUUCCCUCAUCAACAAAGGAGGAAUCCAAAACAACUGGACCACCUGUAACUUCAUCUUCCACUGAAGUCCCUAGCCCAACAGAACCAGUUGUCACUUCAUCUACUCAGGAAGUGCCCACCCCAUCACAACCAUUUACCUCAACCAUUGGUACUCCAGGAACUCCUUCAGCCAGUCCACCAGUCCCUUCAUCUACUAAAGAGCUUCCUGGUACAACACAGCCAACUCUCACUUCAUCAACCACUGAGUCUCCUAUACAAACACAGCCAUCUGUUUCUUCAUCUACCCAAGAGGUUCCUCCUUCAACUGCACCAUUUGGCACCUCAUCUACCAAGGAAGUUCUUGCUACCACCCAGCCAUCUCUCACUUCCAAAUCUUCUACAGCCACACCGGCAGCAAAAUGCACCCCAGAAUGCAAAUAUACCUCUUGGAUUAGUUCCUUUUACCCGGAUUUUGAAUCCACUGGUGAUUUUGAAACAAUAGCCAACAUUAAGCAGAAAGGAUAUGCUAUCUGCCAAAGCCCCAGAGAAAUUCAGUGCAGAGCUGUGGAACUUCCUGAUGUUGAGUUAUCUGAAAUUGGACAAAUCGUAACCUGUAAUUUGAAUGAAGGUCUUAUUUGUAAAAACAAUGACCAAACAGGUGAUGUAAAGCUCUGUUAUGACUAUGAAGUCAGAUUCUUGUGCUGCGAAGGCUGUGAAAAGGAAACAAUGUCCACCACCCUUUCAGCUACCACCAAGUCAACACCAUCAACCCAAACAAGUGCAAUUGUGCCCACAGAAGCAGUUACUAAAACAAUUCAGCCACCGCUUCCUCCGUCUACCAAGGAAUUUACCACUACAGUCAAGCCUCCUGUCCCUUCAUCAACAAAGCAGUUUCCUGGUACAACACAGCCAACUCUCACUUCAUCAACCACUGAAUCUCCAGUGCCAACAGAGCCACCUGUUCCCUCAUCAACAAAGGAGGAAUCCAAAACAACUGGACCACCUGUAACUUCAUCUUCCACUGAAGUCCCUAGCCCAACAGAACCAGUUGUCACUUCAUCUACUCAGGAAGUGCCCACUCCAUCACAACCAUUUACCUCAACCAUUGGUACUCCAGGAACUACUGUAGCCAGUCCACCAGUCCCUUCAUCUACGAAAGAGCUUCCUGGUACAACACAGCCAACUCUCACUUCAUCAACCACUGAGUCUCCUAUACAAACACAGCCAUCUGUUUCUUCAUCUACCCAAGAGGUUCCUCCUUCAACUGCACCAUUUGGCACCUCAUCUACCAAGGAAGUUCUUGCUACCACCCAGCCAUCUCUCACUUCCAAAUCUUCUACAGCCACACCGGCAGCAAAAUGCACCCCAGAAUGCAAAUAUACCUCUUGGAUUAGUUCCUUUUACCCGGAUUUUGAAUCCACUGGUGAUUUUGAAACAAUAGCCAACAUUAAGCAGAAAGGAUAUGCUAUCUGCCAAAGCCCCAGAGAAAUUCAGUGCAGAGCUGUGGAACUUCCUGAUGUUGAGUUAUCUGAAAUUGGACAAAUCGUAACCUGUAAUUUGAAUGAAGGUCUUAUUUGUAAAAACAAUGACCAAACAGGUGAUGUAAAGCUCUGUUAUGACUAUGAAGUCAGAUUCUUGUGCUGCGAAGGCUGUGAAAAGGAAACAAUGUCCACCACCCUUUCAGCUACCACCAAGUCAACACCAUCAACCCAAACAAGUGCAAUUGUGCCCACAGAAGCAGUUACUAAAACAAUUCAGCCAUCGCUUCCUCCGUCUACCAAGGAAUUUACCACUACAGUCAAGCCUCCUGUCCCUUCAUCAACAAAGCAGUUUCCUGGUACAACACAACCAACUCUCACUUCAUCAACCACUGAGUCUCCAGUGCCAACAGAGCCACCUGUUCCCUCAUCAACAAAGGAGGAAUCCAAAACAACUGGAUCACCUGUAACUUCAUCUUCCACUGAAGUCCCUAGCCCAACAGAACCAGUUGUCACUUCAUCUACUCAGGAAGUGCCCACCCCAUCACAACCAUUUACCUCAACCAUUGGUACUCCAGGAACUCCUUCAGCCAGUCCACCAGUCCCUUCAUCUACGAAAGAGCUUCCUGGUACAACACAGCCAACUCUCACUUCAUCAACCACUGAGUCUCCUAUACAAACACAGCCAUCUGUUUCUUCAUCUACCCAAGAGGUUCCUCCUUCAACUGCACCAUUUGGCACCUCAUCUACCAAGGAAGUUCUUGCUACCACCCAGCCAUCUCUCACUUCCAAAUCUUCUACAGCCACACCGGCAGCAAAAUGCACCCCAGAAUGCAAAUAUACCUCUUGGAUUAGUUCCUUUUACCCGGAUUUUGAAUCCACUGGUGAUUUUGAAACAAUAGCCAACAUUAAGCAGAAAGGAUAUGCUAUCUGCCAAAGCCCCAGAGAAAUUCAGUGCAGAGCUGUGGAACUUCCUGAUGUUGAGUUAUCUGAAAUUGGACAAAUCGUAACCUGUAAUUUGAAUGAAGGUCUUAUUUGUAAAAACAAUGACCAAACAGGUGAUGUAAAGCUCUGUUAUGACUAUGAAGUCAGAUUCUUGUGCUGCGAAGGCUGUGAAAAGGAAACAAUGUCCACCACCCUUUCAGCUACCACCAAGUCAACACCAUCAACCCAAACAAGUGCAAUUGUGCCCACAGAAGCAGUUACUAAAACAAUUCAGCCAUCGCUUCCUCCGUCUACCAAGGAAUUUACCACUACAGUCAAGCCUCCUGUCCCUUCAUCAACAAAGCAGUUUCCUGGUACAACACAGCCAACUCUCACUUCAUCAACCACUGAGUCUCCAGUGCCAACAGAGCCACCUGUUCCCUCAUCAACAAAGGAGGAAUCCAAAACAACUGGACCACCUGUAACUUCAUCUUCCACUGAAGUCCCUAGCCCAACAGAACCAGUUGUCACUUCAUCUACUCAGGAAGUGCCCACUCCAUCACAACCAUUUACCUCAACCAUUGGUACUCCAGGAACUACUGCAGCCAGUCCACCAGUCCCUUCAUCUACGAAAGAGCUUCCUGGUACAACACAGCCAACUCUCACUUCAUCAACCACUGAGUCUCCUAUACAAACACAGCCAUCUGUUUCUUCAUCUACCCAAGAGGUUCCUCCUUCAACUGCACCAUUUGGCACCUCAUCUACCAAGGAAGUUCUUGCUACCACCCAGCCAUCUUUCACUUCCAAAUCUUCUACAGCCACACCGGCAGCAAAAUGCACCCCAGAAUGCAAAUAUACCUCUUGGAUUAGUUCCUUUUACCCGGAUUUUAAAUCCACUGGUGAUUUUGAAACAAUAGCCAACAUUAAACAGAAAGGAUAUGCUAUCUGCCAAAGCCCCAGAGAAAUUCAGUGCAGAGCUGUGGAACUUCCUGAUGUUGAGUUAUCUGAAAUUGGACAAAUCGUAACCUGUAAUUUGAAUGAAGGUCUUAUUUGUAAAAACAAUGACCAAACAGGUGAUGUAAAGCUCUGUUAUGAUUAUGAAGUCAGAUUCUUGUGCUGCUAAGGCUGUGAAAUGGAAACAAUGUCCACCACCCUUUCAGCUACCACCAAGUCAACACCAUCAACCCAAACAAGUGCAAUUGUGCCCACAGAAGCAGUUACUAAAACAAUUCAGCCACCGCUUCCUCCGUCUACCAAGGAAUUUACCACUACAGUCAAGCCUCCUGUCCCUUCAUCAACAAAGCAGUUUCCUGGUACAACACAACCAACUCUCACUUCAUCAACCACUGAGUCUCCAGUGCCAACAGAGCCACCUGUUCCCUCAUCAACAAAGGAGGAAUCCAAAACAACUGGACCACCUGUAACUUCAUCUUCCACUGAAGUCCCUAGCCCAACAGAACCAGUUGUCACUUCAUCUACUCAGGAAGUGCCCACCCCAUCACAACCAUUUACCUCAACCAUUGGUACUCCAGGAACUCCUUCAGCCAGUCCACCAGUCCCUUCAUCUACGAAAGAGCUUCCUGGUACAACACAGCCAACUCUCACUUCAUCAACCACUGAG